Messenger RNA from Castor canadensis (American beaver), 930 nucleotides. NCBI's taxonomy places the organism in Eukaryota, Metazoa, Chordata, Mammalia, Rodentia, Castoridae. The record is from RefSeq and is a predicted model, not a curated record.
AUGUCUUCCUGUCUGAAAUCAACAAAGGAAUUGCUUGUUUUCUUAGGAAAAUCACUGUUUAGUAUUCUAGAGGCUCUGGUUUUUACUUUAAUCCCAAAGCCACUGAAGAAUGUUGCUGGUGAAAUAGUCCUUAUAACAGGUGCUGGAAGUGGACUCGGGAGGCUCUUAGCCUUGCAGUUUGCCCACCUGGGAUCUGUGCUUGUUCUCUGGGAUAUCAGUUCGGAGACGAAUGAGAAGACAGGCCAGAUGGCUCGGGAAGCUGGAGCCACAAGAGUGCAUGUCUAUACCUGUGACUGUAGCCAAAAGGAAGAAAUAUACAGAGUGGCUGACCAGGUUAAAAGAGAAGUUGGUGAUGUUUCCAUCCUGAUCAACAAUGCCGGAAUUGUAACAGGCAAAAAGUUCCUGGACUGCCCAGAUGAGCUUAUGGAAAAGUCAUUUGAUGUGAAUUUCAAAGCACAUUUAUGGACUUACAAAGCCUUUCUUCCUGCCAUGGUUGCUAACAACCAUGGUCAUUUGGUUUGCAUUUCAAGUUCAGCUGGAUUAGUUGGAAUAAAUGGACUGGCAGAUUACUGUGCAAGUAAAUUUGCAGCCGUGGGUUUUGCCGAAUCUAUGUUUCUAGAAACAUUUGCAGAAAAACAAACAGGGAUCAAAACUACAAUUGUGUGUCCAUUUUUUAUAAAAACUGGAAUGUUUGAAGGUUGUACUACGAGGUUUCCUACUCUGUUACCAAUUCUGGAACCAGAAUAUGCAGCCAGAACAAUAGUAGAUGGUAUUCUGAAGGAAAAGGUGUAUUUGUAUAUGCCAAAGUUCUUAUACAUCUUGUUGUUUUUAAAAAGUUUCCUGCCUAUCAAGACAGGACUGCUUUUAGGUGACUAUAUGGGCAUCUUUCAUUCAAUGGAUGGCUUCACUGGGCAAAAGAAGAAAGCCUAA